Messenger RNA from Nomascus leucogenys (northern white-cheeked gibbon), 630 nucleotides. RefSeq names its product fibroblast growth factor 21 (gene FGF21). Gene Ontology annotation, cellular component: cytoplasm; extracellular region. NCBI's taxonomy places the organism in Eukaryota, Metazoa, Chordata, Mammalia, Primates, Hylobatidae. The record is from RefSeq and is a predicted model, not a curated record. Gene Ontology annotation, molecular function: fibroblast growth factor receptor binding; growth factor activity. Gene Ontology annotation, biological process: positive regulation of cell population proliferation; positive regulation of gene expression; animal organ morphogenesis.
AUGGACUCGGACGAGACCGGGUUCGAGCACUCAGGACUGUGGGUUCCUGUGCUGGCUGGUCUUCUGCUGGGAGCCUGCCAGGCACACCCCAUCCCUGACUCCAGUCCUCUCCUGCAAUUCGGGGGCCAAGUCCGGCAGCGGUACCUCUACACAGAUGAUGCCCAGCAGACAGAAGCCCACCUGGAGAUCAGGGAGGAUGGGACGGUGGGGGGCGCUGCUGACCAGAGCCCUGAAAGUCUCCUGCAGCUGAAAGCCUUGAAGCCGGGAGUUAUUCAAAUCUUGGGAGUCAAGACAUCCAGGUUCCUAUGCCAGAGGCCAGAUGGGGCCCUGUAUGGAUCGCUCCACUUUGACCCUGAGGCCUGCAGCUUCCGGGAGCUGCUUCUUGAGGACGGAUACAAUGUUUACCAGUCCGAGGCCCAUGGCCUCCCGCUGCACCUGCCGGGGAACAAGUCCCCACACCGGGACCCUGCACCCCGAGGACCAGCUCGCUUCCUGCCACUACCAGGCCUGCCCCCUGCACCCCCAGAGCCGCCCGGAAUCCUGGCCCCCCAGCCCCCCGAUGUGGGCUCCUCGGACCCUCUGAGCAUGGUGGGACCUUCCCAGGGCCGAAGCCCCAGCUACGCUUCCUGA